AUUUACUGCGCCCCUUUUUUCAUUUAUUGGUACCUCGGAACCGUAAAUAAUCUCAAGCGUCCACUAACCCGAACCCAUAUAUUCCUCUUCCUCAAACCUAAACCGUUACCGCUUUCAUUACUCUCAAAUUCUCAAACCUCCAUAGCUCUCAAGUUCUCAAAAACUUUUCCCUGCUCUAAUGGCUUUCAUUAACAUCAACGACCUCACCAAAGAAGAAAUCAAUACCUUGGUCACUAACAUCUAUACUGGGAUGAAUUGCGAUCUUUCCGCACUCCCUGAACUCGCAGCAAAUCAUGAUACGAUGAUGAAAAUCAUCAAGGGAAUGGAGGAAUCACAACUAAACAAGGUUGUAGGUUAUCAUUUCGAUUCCUACAGUACGAUGGACGUGGCAGAAUUCUAUCUCAAUGCUACAUAUGAAGGGGAGACUAUCAAAUCAAAUGUCAAUGGUGAUGAGAUUAUCCUCACUCCAGAAACUAUCAACGCUCUAUUUGGUGUAGUGGAGGAUCCUCAAGAAGAAGACACUAAAGGCUUCUUAGCCCUAGACAGUGUCAAGGUCAUUGUUGAUAACUUUGUCCAACUCUACUGCAGACCUGAAGUGGAUAGAGUUCCCAAAUUGUACAUGAAGAAGAAUCUUCUUCAGAGUGAUUAUGAGAAGCUAGUCAACAUCUUCCAUAGGUGUGUCUGGAGCAAAAGCACCUCUACUGACGAUAUGACAGUCCUCAAUGCAAAAGAUGUUUUUGCAGUUCAUCAUGGGAUGAACAUCAACUGGGGACAUGUAAUCAUCAAAUCCCUAGUUGAAUUUAUCAAAAAGAAAGACAAGGAAACCCACCUUUUCAAAACCCCCAUGGGUUAUGGCCUUCUGAUAUCAGAAACCCUGCUAAAGGCAAGGAUAGGGCUGAGAAACCCUAUUGAGACAGACUACACCAAGUUACUUUUCCUCAACACCUCUGGUGACAGAAAGAUUGCCCUCAAGGCUGAACAGAAGAGGCUGAGGACUCUGGAAUUUAACCUGGAGAAGCUCCAACAGAAGGUGCUCAAACCCAAGAAGGCUGUGAAGAAACAGCAGAAACCCUCUACCCCAUCAGAAUCCGAAGAAGAAGAGGUUCUGAUAAGAAAACCUGUGAAGAAGGUUGUUAUGAAGAAGGCUGCCCCAGCCAAAGUUCAGAAGCUGGUGGCAAAGAAGUCUGUAAUUAAGAUAAAGGCACCUUCCCCUAUAUCUACAGAAAGCACCCCCACUGCCUCUCCCAUUCUAAAGAUGGCCAAGAUUCUGACUCCUGCAAUACAGGAGGAGCUUGAGGAUUCUGUCACCUCUGCCCUUGUCAACAGAAAUGCCUGGCAAGGCAAGAGGAUUGUCUUUGAGUCAAGUGACUCUGAAGAGGAGGUAGCAGUACUGGAUGCUACUAUUCAGGGGAAAUCUCACAGAUCUCCCUCUACACCUAUGGCUGAUCAACCCAUGAUGCCUUCCUCACCAGAAUAUCAUGAAGUUAACAGAACCCCCGAGCCCCAAGAACCUCAGGAAAAUAUCCCCUCUGCUCUAGACAAAGAAUUUCUCAGGGUUCUGGCUUGGAGAAAGUGGAGAGUGAGAUCUCUCUCUGAACUGCUCAUAAUGCUCCCCAACUUUAUAACUGAAAAAGCUGAAGUUCUAAGGUGGACUGGUACAGAGGAUGUUGAACAAUGCCUCAACAAGGACUUCCUUCUAUCUGUUCUAACAGAGAAGAAGAAGAAGGAAUGCAAAGGGAAAGGCAAGCACACUCAUGAUAAUGAAGAAGAGCAUGUCAAAGCUCUGACAGAAGAUGAAAUGGCAACCUUUGAUGAAUGGCUGAUUGAAAAGAAGAGGAAAGAAUCCCUUAUCAAAUUCCGUCACAAUGCUCAUGGAGAAGGGGAACCCUCCAAUGCCAAUGAUCUCCCCUUGACCAUGGAGAAGCUUAUCAAAGAAUGGAGGGACUCACCAUUCACAGAAACCAUACUUGAGGUAAUCCCUAAAUCUCCCUCUAUUCAUACAGAACCCCAUUUUCCUUCUCCUCCCAUAUCAUCUCCUAAACCUCAAACCCUCACCCAGAAUCCCAACUCCUUUUGCGACUCCACCCCAAUCUCCUCACCAGAAAUCCCCAUCCCCACAAGAAUCUCUCCCACCACAGAAAACAACUCCUCCACAGAAUACCCCCUCACCCUCACCCCAGAAAACUCCUUCUGUCAAAUCCAAACCUUCUUCCCCUUGUAAACCAACACCCUCUCACAGAAAUCGUUCUCCUUCACCUCCACCAUCUCCUCCACAACAGAAAAUCCCUUCUCCCCAACCAACACCCCAACACCAGAAAACCCCCUCAACUCAUAAAUCCCCUACUUCACCUCAACAGAAGUCACCCUCUCCUGCAGCAAAUUCUCCAAGAACCUCUCUACAUUCUGCCGCAUCUACUCCCAAGAGACAGCCUCUACACCGUAUCCUCUCUUCUGAUAGUGAGAAUGAUGGUUUCCUUCCAUCCUCCCUUGCUGGAGAUCUCACCUCUAAAUGACAACCAACUCCUGCCAGAGAACCUUCUCCUCAGAAACCUUCUCUGCAACAAACCAGAAGGCCCCCUAUGCACAGGUCCAGAGGACUGGGGAUGCCAGAACCUGCAGGGACAGAACCCCAAAUUCCCUUCAACCAGUUCAUUGAAGCUGCAGAAGAAUUUGGUGGUCAAAUUUUGGAUGGCAUGAACAAACUGAUACAAAUCAACGACAAACACUUUGAGCACCUAUCCCACGUCAAUGACACCUUCAAUUCUGGUAUGGACUUCAUCUCAUCCCGCUUUGCUGCCCUAACAGAAUCCUUAUACAACUUCAUGGAUUCAUCCACUGCUAAGACUAAAGCUCUUUCCACUGAAGUAGAAGACAUUCAUAAGACCUUAUUCACAUUUCACCAAACCUUGCUGACCUAAGGUGAAGCAAUUCACACCAUCUCUACCAACCUUGAAGCACUUCAAUGGGCUGAUACCAAAACUAAAGAGCAGCUGUUAGAGAUUGAGGAACUCUGCAAAGUCCACCGCGAUCAAACCAGAACUCUGUUUUCUGAUGACAAAGAGAGAUACCAGAAAUUGGUUCUCCUUGAAGCAAGCUCCAAGGAUAUUACCUCAGCUCUUCAAAAACAACAAGGUCUGAUAGAAGGGUUCACUUCUGUUACACAGACCCUUCCAGAAACCCUUGAACAGAUUGCCACAUCCCAGGCCACAGAAUUUCAGAAGAUUGCUAUGAUGAUCUCUGACCUGGAUGAUGCCAAAAAGGGGGAAGAGGACCCUCAUCCAAAGAAGAAGCAACUUGCCAGAACCUCAGUUGGCCCCUCUGCUGAUCCAGCUCCUUACUUUCAGGCUUCCAUGCAAAAGAAGAAAGAAGCUGGAGUCUCUAGAUCCUCAUCUCCCCACAGAACCUCAUCCAAGAAGAGAAAAGCUCUAAACUUCAGGGAAUGGAGAUUAAAUGGAUCUCAGAGGAUAGGCAUAGCUCAGUUUGAAGAAAUUCAACAGAAAAUGACCCCUACACAGCAACAUAACCUCUACCUUGACAGAGAAGGUCAAAUAAGAGUGAGGCAUGGCGGAUCACUGGAAGAAGCUGAGUACUGGUACCUUAACAAAAUUCUUCCAGGGAAGGACGUCCAUGCAGGUGUCCUCAACUACCUUGACUGCAAGCUUUCACCCAUUUGGGCAUCCUAUCAAAGAGCUGGGAACCUCACAGCUAUUAGAGAAGAAGUCAAUACUGAGCUGAAAAGACUAAAAGAAUUGGAUGAUCAAGCCAUAGCUAAUGCUGCAAGGGAAAAUUUGUAAAGGAACACCCCUACUCUUUCCCUUAAUAAAAGAUCAUCUCUGCCUUUCACUUUGGGAUCAUUGUCAAUAACACUUAGGCAAGUUAGACUUAUGCUUGGCAAUAGAUCAAGAUCAACCUUAUAGGUAUUUUCGAGUCUCUUGCCUUCUAGUAUGACUUAUUGUGAUUCGUUAUUAACAAUGUGACAUACAUUAUGAUAAAAAACUACACUGUUACCUUGAUCACAAAAUUGAGAAAUACUAA
Cuscuta europaea is the source of this 4035-nucleotide messenger RNA. Lineage: Eukaryota; Viridiplantae; Streptophyta; Magnoliopsida; Solanales; Convolvulaceae. The record is from the annotation of a GenBank genome assembly.